Messenger RNA from Calliphora vicina (urban bluebottle blowfly), 930 nucleotides. RefSeq names its product tubulin polyglutamylase complex subunit 2. Bases 1 to 930 code for a protein of 309 amino acids. NCBI's taxonomy places the organism in Eukaryota, Metazoa, Arthropoda, Insecta, Diptera, Calliphoridae. Gene Ontology annotation, biological process: protein polyglutamylation. The transcript has 4 exons. The record is from RefSeq and is a predicted model, not a curated record.
AUGUCGAAAAAAUCUCCAGAAGAUGCUUUUUAUGAUAAUUUGCUACUGGGCCUUAACACCACCUUAAGCAAUGUACCACGUAUUUGCAAUGUCACCAUGGAAAAGAGAACACCUUGUGAGAAAUCUAGUGUCAUGACCUGGGAACAAAGGCAUGGGGUGUAUUUACCCGAGGAUAUGAAGAAAUUUUAUUUAUCUACAGAUGGUUUUCUAUUGCACUGGAGUUAUCAAUAUGCACCCAAUGACAUUAGACGAGUGGGCUACAUACAUUUCCCCCAUCUGGUGCAAAUAACUUUGCUGCGUGAAAAUGUUGAACCCAUUUUCCAAACUAAUAACGAUAGCUCCUCCACCUCCAACACAUCUGUUGCUACUAAUCCUAACUCUAGCAUUAUUAGCAGCACUAUAAAUACCCAUUUAUCUGCUCAUAGCCUUAAUACAGCCACCACUAGCUCCUCGUCCUCAUCUGUUGCUUCGCUUAAAGAUCAAUGGGGCAAUCCUUUGCCUUUAAUAGGUCCGAAAACCAAAAUUUUCGAAUUAAAUACUGUAAAUGAAGUGGCCAAAGUUUGUUUGAUUUAUGACUCAAGCAGUUCAAAUAAUCCCAAGAUUUAUCUAUUGGAAUUGGAUUCGUUUAAAUGGGUAUUUUUGGCCGACAACUUUAGUGAGUAUCUGCGCAUGGCUAUAGCCCAUUUGGGUUUGCCCUAUUGGGAGUUGUGUUUUGCCUCGUGUGGCCUACCCUCAUGGACGGAGCAAUUAUUUUUAUUGCUGGCUCCUCAUUUGUUGGAAGAAAAUGAACCUCGACGUGCCCGCUUAAUAAAUCCCGCUCCCGAACAUCCUUAUACUAUUGUGGAUCCCAAUAUAUUUCGUGUUAAGGUCAAAUCGAAUGCCUCGAAAACCAAUUUGAAUGCUAAGCAUAAAUAUGAGGGAAAGAAAUAG